GAUGCGUGCUCGUUAUUUUGCACAACAUACAACCACCGACUAUCGAUAUGCCACUAAACUCACAGACUAGGCUGUUGCCAUUGAGACAGAUUGAGCUGCCCACUAUACAAGUCCCCCCGGAACUGAAAAUCCGAACCGAUCAAGAUGUGGAAAUCUGGAAAUCCACCAAGGGAUAUGCAGAUUAUUUGUUGUUCCUCCUCCGGCUGAGUGAAGCAGUGGUUGAUUACACGCUCCCACUAGUGAACCUCCCAAAACAGAGCCAGGAAAUCGACCGAAUACUUGCUCUCCUGGAUACCUUGAGUAGCUGGGUUGAUGAAAUCCCUCCCCUUCAGACUCCUCAGCGUUUUGGUAAUCUUGCGUUCCGUACAUGGGGCGCUCGCUUGGAGGAGCGCUCUGACGAGCUUCUUUCGGGCUUGCUUGGCGAGAAGUUCGCCUCCGCUUCCCUGUAUCUGAAGCCUUACUUGCUCACGUCAUUUGGGUCGUUCCUGAGAAUGGAUUAUGGGACCGGUCAUGAAUUAUCAUUCGCUAUCUUCCUUCUUUGCCUAACUCUUAUACGCUUCUUAAAACCUGAGCCGAAUGAAGAGCGCCAUAUGGUCCUCAGCGUUUUCGUACGCUAUCUGCAACUAUGCUGGAAGCUCCAAGACGUCUACAGGUUGGAGCCCGCAGGGAGUCAUGGUGUUUGGGGACUCGACGAUUACACCUUCCUUGGCUAUAUAUUCGGAAGCGGACAGUUACGAGACCAGACGGAUAUUACUGUAGCUUCCGUACUAAACCCCCCGCUUCCCCAAAGCAACCUAUAUUUUAUGUCCAUUAUGCGGAUUCAUCAGGUGAAACACGGACCGUUUUACGAACACUCCUCUCAGCUUCACUCAAUCGCCGUUGGGGUUCCUAAUUGGGGGAAAGUUCAUAAUGGAUUGUUCAAGAUGUAUGAGGCAGAAGUUCUGGGCAAGAGGGUAGUGGUUCAGCAUCUACCCCUGGGCGGGCUGAUGGAAUGGGAUACCCACGUCGAUCAGCGUCACGCGCCGUCAACGUCGCGCGACGCACCUGCCAGCGUGGAUACCCGGGCUCCUUGGACACAUCCUCGCUAGCGAUGAAGAUAUAUCCGACGUGUUAAACAAAGUAUUUUUUGACGGUAUUUAUGCUCGCCAAUGUCAAGUAGAUGCGGAAUGGAUGGGGGUCCGCGUCCCUAACAGCUUUACGGAAUAUCCUGAGACACUCAGAUGUUGUUUCGUUAGUUUCGCUUGGCCCUAACGCCACGGAACGUUCUGAUCUGUCAGACUUUUCGUACAGUGGUCAAGAGACUGUCUGAGUCGCGAAUAUGUGAUGGAGAUCUUACGGCGUACAAAGGGCCAACAUUCCAGUCGAUCGGAUGUUUUACACCACUCGCGUGUGAAUGGCAGGCGGCGCAAAUCUUCAUCGCAGGAGACCUGCGUAUUAGAUAGUGGUGACCCCCUUUAAUUUCAUUUGGAGUCGAGAAUGGACCAAGUGAUGGCAAUGGAGAUGAUCGAUAUGGAUACUCCGUUAAAUGACUUUGACCCGGGUUCGUGUGUCGGCUGUG
This is a messenger RNA of Suillus bovinus, 1558 nucleotides long. RefSeq lists its product as uncharacterized. NCBI's taxonomy places the organism in Eukaryota, Fungi, Basidiomycota, Agaricomycetes, Boletales, Suillaceae. Gene Ontology annotation, biological process: mitotic spindle organization. The record is from RefSeq and is a predicted model, not a curated record. Gene Ontology annotation, cellular component: cytoplasm; nucleus; protein phosphatase type 2A complex. The transcript has 5 exons. Bases 48 to 1088 code for a protein of 346 amino acids. Gene Ontology annotation, molecular function: peptidyl-prolyl cis-trans isomerase activity; protein tyrosine phosphatase activator activity.